Molecule: messenger RNA, 4198 nt
Organism: Oncorhynchus masou masou (cherry salmon)
Lineage: Eukaryota; Metazoa; Chordata; Actinopteri; Salmoniformes; Salmonidae
Gene: pi4kb
Product: phosphatidylinositol 4-kinase, catalytic, beta
Biological process (GO): phosphatidylinositol-mediated signaling; phosphatidylinositol phosphate biosynthetic process
Cellular component (GO): membrane; cytoplasm
Molecular function (GO): 1-phosphatidylinositol 4-kinase activity
Source: RefSeq, a predicted model, not a curated record
GUCUGUCACCUCUCCAAUAAGUUGUUCAGAGAACUCGGCACUUUGAGGGACUGAACGCAUUCUAAAUGGAGCAGAGAUAUUGGAGAUAAAAAAACUUAAAUAGCUAACCAGCCAAUACAAUUUUAAGUGGGAGUGCGGUGAGCGGCCGUGAUGGGUGACACGGAGCUGGGUCUGUCUGCUGUACAGCCAGAGGAACUAGAACCGCAGAGCCCCUCCACAGCCUCCUCCUCUCCCUCCCUCUCUCUGCCCUCCUCCCCUUCCUCUGGAUCCUACCACCAUCAGCAGACCUCCAGUCCCAGCCCCACUCACAGCGAUGGUCCAGCCGCCUCCAGCCCACCCCUGGAUGUCAUCUCAGAGGGCGUGGGCGAGCUGACCCUGGUCAUCGAUCCCGAGGUGGCCAAGAUGGCCUGCCAGGAGGUGCUGCAGAAGGUGAAGUUCCUCAAAGGCGAAAGUGAGGGGUCAGGUCCUGGGUCUGAUGGUGGCAAUAGCACAGACCAAACACUGGUCAACGGGACUGUACAUAAGACUAUCAAGCCCCCAAAAAUCCCCGGGGAGGAGGACUCUGAGGCACUGCCUCCAGGCUCGGUGAAAAGCGCGCGGCGGCGCCAGCGCCACAACCCCUCCAAGCAGUCGUGGCUGCUGCGGCUGUUUGAGUCCAAACUCUUCGACGUGUCAAUGGCCAUCUCCUAUCUACACAACUCCAAGGAGCCGGGUGUGCAGGCCUACAUCGGCAACCGUCUGUUCAGCUUCCGCCACGAGGAGGUGGACUUCUACCUGCCGCAGCUGCUCAACAUGUACAUCCACAUGGACGAGGACGUGGGAGACGCCAUCAAGCCCUACGUGGUGCACCGCUGCCGUCAGAGUAUCUCCUUCUCGCUGCAGUGCGCCUGGCUGCUGGGCGCCUACUCCUCCGACAUGCACAUCUCCACACAGCGACACUCGCGCGGCACCAAGCUACGCAAACUCAUCUUCUCCGACGAACUCAAACCAGCUGCGGUCCGUGCCCGCCAGCCAUUGACGUUGGCCCCUUUCUGCCCACUUCCGACCGCUGCACCAUCCCUGCACGGGCACGGCUUGGGCGGAGAGCACGGUCUGUCGCCUACGAAGCGCACGCAUCAGCGCUCCAAGUCGGACGCCACCGUCAGCAUCAGCCUGAGCAGCAACCUGAAGAGGACAGCGAGCAACCCCAAGGUGGAGAGCAACCAGGAUGAGGAUCUGAGCUCCAGCUCUGAAAGUCUUAAUUGUUAGACUAAGACUGGUACACCGGCGCGUCUGGCACCGCAGAGAGAGUUCAUCAAGUCCCUGAUGGGCAUUGGGAAGCGGCUGGCCACGCUGCCCACUAAGGAGCAGAAGACGUCCCGGCUCAUCUCGGAGCUUUCGCUGCUCAACCACAAGCUGCCCGCCCGCGUCUGGCUGCCCACCGCCGCCUUCGACCACCACGUGGUGCGCGUCCCUCACACACAGGCUGUGGUGCUCAACUCCAAAGACAAGGCGCCGUACCUCAUCUAUGUGGAGGUUCUGGAGUGUGAGGACUUUGAGACGUCCAACGUUCCGGUGCGGAUCUCCGAGACCAGGAUCCGCAGCACGCGCUCAGUGGAGAACCUUCUGGACUGUGGCAUCACGGCAGAUCAGCGAGCCGGGGGCUUCUCAACGGUUCACAACUACGAUGAGGAUAACGAAGCCUGGUCUGUGGACGACAUCAGGGAUCUGCAGGUGGAGCUACCAGAGUUCCACACCAACAGCUGUGACAACAUCUCCCAGUUCUCAGUGGACAGCAUCACCAGCCUGGACAGCAAGGAGCCCAUCUUCAUCGCUGCUGGAGACAUAAGGCGGCGUCUCUCAGAGCAGCUAGCUCACACACCCACCACAUUCAAACGGGACCCAGAGGACCCUUCAGCAGUGGCCCUCAAGGAGCCGUGGCAGGAGAAGGUUCAGCGGAUAAGGGAGGGCUCCCCAUAUGGACACAUCCCUACCUGGAGGUUGUUGUCAGUCAUCGUCAAGUGUGGCGACGACCUUCGGCAAGAGCUCCUGGCCUCUCAAGUGCUGCAGCAGCUCCAGAUCAUCUGGGAACAGGAGCGCGUGCCUAUCUGGAUCAAACCCUACAAGAUCCUGGUGAUCUCCUCUGACAGCGGCAUGAUUGAACCCAUAGUCAACGCAGUGUCCAUCCACCAGGUGAAGAAACAGAGCCAGAUGUCUCUGCUGGACUACUUCCUGCAGGAACACGGUACCCACACCACCGAGGCCUUCCUCACGGCCCAGCGCAACUUUGUCCAGAGCUGUGCAGGCUACUGUCUCAUCUGCUACCUGCUGCAGGUCAAAGACAGACACAAUGGCAACAUCCUGUUGGACGCUGAGGGCCACAUCAUCCACAUAGACUUUGGCUUCAUUCUGUCCAGCUCGCCCCGCAACCUGGGCUUCGAGACCUCUGCUUUCAAGCUCACCAACGAGUUUGUAGACGUGAUGGGAGGUCUGGAUGGAGACAUGUUUAAUUACUAUAAGAUGCUCAUGCUGCAGGGCCUGAUAGCAGCACGUAAACACAUGGACAAAGUCAUCCAGAUAGUGGAGAUCAUGCAGCAAGGCUCCCAGCUGCCCUGCUUCCAUGGCUCCAGCACCAUCCGGACCCUGAAGGAGCGUUUCCACAUGAGCCUGACGGAGGAACAGCUGCAGGUCCUGGUGGAGCAGAUGGUGGACGGAUCCAUGCGCUCCAUCACCACCAAGCUCUAUGACGGCUUCCAGUACCUCACCAACGGCAUCAUGUGAACGUGUGUGUGCGCGUGCGUGUGUACAGGAUGUGUGUAUGGAAAGGAUACAUGAGUGAGUGUAUGUUUCUAAAUGUGCAGUGGACAUACAUGGACUGGACUGGAGAGGCCGCACCACGGGCAGAGACCACUCCCCCUACAAGUCCCCAUACCUCUACAGACAGAAUACAUUCAUAGUUUAUAGUUGUUUCUAACACCACCUCAACCUUGGACUGAUGUCUUUCCUCACAGGAUUUAGAUGGGAGAGGUUUCAGCUGUGGUUUUCAUCUUUUUCUGCAUCUUUAUUCAUGUCUCUCUGUUUCUCUGUCUGUUUUACCCCCUUAUAUCUUUCCAUGUGCUUUGUUUUCUCCAAUAGGAAUGUGUUCUGUUUCUCCCCGUCUCUGCAGUAUGUAAUGGUACAAUUUCCCUGUGCCUCAGAUAUACAUGACACUCACCAGCCCUUUAAAUCAAUCUGUCUCACCCCAGUGUGUGAUGGUGUUCGGUCUCCAUAUUGACCAUUUCAUUCCAAACUCUCUAUUACAGUGGUUUUCUCUACACUUUCUCAGUCAUGGAAUGAACACUUAGUGAAAUGCUUAGGAACCAGCUCUGUUUCCAUUGUCUUUGGCCUGCCAUACUCACGACUGUUCUUGGUUGUUGAGGAGUGACAUUGUUUGCUAGAUGCACAUAGUUCCCUCAAAAUAUGAUCCGACAAUAGUGGGUUGGAAUGAGGUAGCGCCACGCUACCGAUGUAUCUUCUAUCAACCUAAUUUCUUCUGUAAGCUUUUGUGCAUCACUUUAUAUGAAGGGACAUGACUCAACUGUGAAGACUUGUAUUUCUACCUGGUAUAGGUUUGGAGGAAGAAGAAGAGCCUACUGCUGUCUGUAUUGAGCCACAAGAAACUGGUACUUGUGGGGAUGGUCUGAAUAGACGAAAGGAGAGCAAAGCAGUUUUACAAGAACCAGUGUGAGAACUGAACCCAAGAACCCAGCAUUUCACAAAAGCAGCAAAGGCUUUGAACAUUGAGUAAAAUAGUCAAUUCAUGAAUGGUUGGCUUAAAGUGUUACUUCAAAAUUUCUAAAUCAGAAUGCUUUUGGAUGGAGGUUGAUAAAGAUGGGGUCUAUGAGCUGAUUUCCUGUGUUUUAGGGCAGGAUAGAGAUGACUGUUUCACGUCCAUCCACCACUCUACAUUCAUCCACCACUCUACAUUCAUCUCAAUAGAAUCUGGAUUCUCACCCCUGUUCCAGAUGUCUGAAUGUGUAAGGGCAAACCAAUUACAAGCUAGAAUCCUAAUUAAAUUUAUUUCUCCCAAUAGUUUUUCUACUACCUUUAGUGUUUUUGUCAAACCUUUUUAUUUCUUUAUGAACUGUUAUUUAAUGGACCAGCUGUUAUGAUCAUGUGACCUCCCUUGUACAUUUUCUUUGUAAUAAAUUUAAUUUGUCUGUCAGGCUGUUGAAAAUGA